GCCUAUUCCCGCAUCGAACGCCUUGUGGCAAUCUUACCCUCAAGACUGCUGCUAUUCAGGUUGAGUCUCACAGCUUUCAUCAUGCCCGGCGUAGCCAGUGCUGAUUCUGUGGCCCUGAGCCCUCUUGAUCACAUUCCCGCCAAACUCUUCCUGCCAUUCAUCUUGUACUUUGAUACACCCGACCCACAAACUGCGCUCAACACCCUCAAGGGUGGCAUUGACAAGCUCGUUUGGCAACUGCCUUGGUUGGCGGGUGAUGUGGUCUUCCAUCAAAAACCCGAUGGGCAGAAGGGUCGUAUGCACAUCGCACCACCGCAGGUCCCUCUCUCUCAAGUCUCCAUGCUACAGAUAAAGUACUUCGACCAAGACAAGGAGCUACGAUCGCACCCAGUGCAAGCGUACCUGGCCCUCCCCACGUUCAUUCCCGCCUCGGAGCAGAGACCCGUGCUCCGCUUCCAGGCCAAUGUGUUCCCCAGCAAGCUCGUCCUGGCCAUGUCCUUCUGGCAUAACGUCUUCGACGGCACGGGAGCCGGCGUGAUCCUCGAAGCCCUAGCUGAGUGUUGUCAGUUCAGCACGGAGCAAACCGAGACUCCUCUCGCCCAGAUCAUCGCAGCGACGCACAUUACCCUCCGCAACCACGUCUCCAGCUUCCCAGCCCAGUGCAAGACCCGUCUCGACCACAGCGUCGAACUGGGCCCGCCCGUCUUCGACCCCAGCACCUCCACGGAGCAGUGGAGCGCGAUGGAGUCCGCGCUGGCCUUCGUGGUCGAGACCAACCGGUACACCUUCGAUCCACACAAGGUAGCGCAGCUGAAAGACCUCUGCACGGAGCAGCUUCAGACCCUGUCCCCGACAACUGCAAGUUGGAUCUCCAGCAACGACAUCAUCACCGCGACGCUGGCCCUCUGCGUCGACCGCGUGCUUCAUCCAGAGCGAGCAUCAACCCCCACUACCACUACCACCACCACCCCCGAGCCAGCGGACUUCCUCAUGGCCGUCAACCUACGCAACCGCGUGCGUCCCCGCAUCCCAGAUACAUACGUGGGGAACAUGAUCUUCCCCAUCCACGACACAAUCGACCCACCGAAGCCCCUCCCCUCGGCAGAGGAUCACCCCACGACAGACGAGGAGAGAGAUCUCCGCCGCCUCGCGCAGCUGGCCUUAAGAGUGCGCACCCGACUGUCCGCGAUGGACGAGACGGUGGCGUACAGCGCCUCGGCCGUCGUGGCCGACCACGACGACUGGGCGACGGUCGAAGGCCGACCCGCGGGGAUUAUUGUGACGAGUUGGCGGGAUCUCAACACUUACUCCUUGGACUUUGGGACGGGGCUAGGAUAUAUUGAGGAUUUUGAGCCGGGGCUGGCGCUGGUGUCGGGGGGAUGUAUCUUUCUCCCGGCGCGGAUGUCUGGCGGUGGGGUCCGGGAUCGUGCGACUGCGCCGUGGGAGGUGUGCGUCACUUUGAGGGUGGGGGAUUCGGAGACACUGCUGCAGGAUCCGUUGUUCAGGAGGAUCCUUGCGUAGGGGGGAGGAUUGGUGAAUGCUCUUGGCUUGGGAAUGGGGGGCAUGUACAGUACAGCUAGUCAGCCACUCGGGCUUGGUGCCAGAGCCUUGGUUUAGCCAGUGAUUUUGUACUUGAGAGCUAUGCUUGACGAGUGCUUGAAAGCAAGGGCUUGAGGGCUGAAGGUGGCUUGGUGUGAAAGUAUAUAUGCCAUGGCUCUGGCUGGAGAUAUGCGCAGUAAUAUUUCGGGGUUAGAGAAGAAUGAGUGGGUGCUUGGGCCAACGGUUUAUCUGCUGGUUGAGGUCGAUCCACUGGUGAAGUGGCUAUGGAUGGCCGCCGUUCUGCUCUGCGAAUUUACCCAGCAACGACUGCAGCAAAACAUUAGCAGCAUAAAGCCUACUUUGGACCCGGAUUUCAACACAUG
Aspergillus aculeatinus CBS 121060 is the source of this 1922-nucleotide messenger RNA. RefSeq lists its product as uncharacterized. The coding region runs from base 82 to 1521 and encodes 479 amino acids. Lineage: Eukaryota; Fungi; Ascomycota; Eurotiomycetes; Eurotiales; Aspergillaceae. The record is from RefSeq and is a predicted model, not a curated record. The transcript has a single exon. Gene Ontology annotation, molecular function: acyltransferase activity, transferring groups other than amino-acyl groups.